Sycon ciliatum is the source of this 1284-nucleotide messenger RNA. RefSeq lists its product as uncharacterized. Gene Ontology annotation, biological process: DNA integration. The coding region runs from base 1 to 1284 and encodes 427 amino acids. The record is from RefSeq and is a predicted model, not a curated record. Lineage: Eukaryota; Metazoa; Porifera; Calcarea; Leucosolenida; Sycettidae. Gene Ontology annotation, molecular function: nucleic acid binding. The transcript has 2 exons.
AUGACCAUCAAGUACCGCCCCGGAAAGGACAUUCCGAUCGCAGACGCACUAUACCGACUGUCGCCAGAGGAAACAGAGCCAAUUGAGGACCUCUACGUCAGUGUACACGCCGUGUUCCCGCAAUUCAGCGAUGCAGCGAUGAUGAGGAUCCGCGAGGAGUCGGCUAAAGACGCCGAGAUGUCAGCACUGAAGGAGAUGAUCUUCAGUGGCUGGCCAUCAGAGAGGAGCGCGGUGCCGGCAAUUCUGCUCCCGUACUGGAAUUUCCACGACGAGAUGAGCACCGAGGACGGUCUCAUCCUGAAGAGCAGUCGCCGCCACCAGAGCAGUCAAGCCAAGGAACCACUGGUGCAGCCCGAUAUUCCGCCAAGGGCAUGGCACACCUUAGGCACGGACCUGUUCUACCUCGGCGGGUCAGAAUACCUCAUUGCCGCCGACUACUACUCCAAGUACUUUAUCACCCGGAAGCUGCCUGCCGGACAAGCGACCAGCAGGGCCAUCAUCCAGCACCUCAAGGAGAUUUUCGGUGAGCACGGCAUCCCAGCCGUGCUGAAGUCGGACAACGGGCCGCAAUACAGCAGCCAUCUGUUCGCGGAGUUUGCUGCCGAAUAUGGAUUCCGCCACAGUACGUCGUCGCCACAUCACCCGCAGAGUAACGGGUUUAUAGAAUCGCAAGUAAAGAUCGCUAAGAGAGCUCUCGAGAAGGCAAGGGAGAGCAGGACCGACCCGCACUUAGCACUGCUGUGCAUUCGCGCCACCCCAGUGUGCCAGGGCUUACCGUCGCCGGCCGAGAUGCUGUUUGGUCGUCAGGUACAGGACAGCCUGCCUCGCAAACACCAGCGCGACACUCGGGACGAGGCCAUCCGACAGAAGCUCGAGGAACGGCAGGACCAGCAGAAAGUACACCAUGACCAGCGAGCGCAGUCUCUCCGCCCCCUAGUUCCUGGUCAGCACGUUGGCAUCCGCAGCCCGACCACGCACCUGUGGAAACCUGGUAUCGUAACCCAGUCUGUCAACGGGCCACGGUCGUACAUGGUGCAGCCUGACCAUGGGACAGAAGUGCGGCGCAACCGUACCCACCUCAGAGAGAGGCGGGUCCACUUCCCGCCGGAUGCCAGUCUCGCAGGCCCUCAGCUGCCGAGUGACGUGCCGUCGCCGUGGAGCGACGUUAGCCAGUCUCAGCCGCCGUCACCGUGGGACGUCAGCCAGCCUGCUGAACCUGCCACCCAGCUGUAUCGAACACGGUCUGGCCGCGCAGUCGCACCGAGGUCAAUCCUGGAUGUGUAG